CGAAGCGUCGACUCCCAAAUAGCCUACUGGCAAGAAUGUAUUGAGAACUGUAUGAUCUGGAACAUGGAAUAAUCACAGCUACCUCUGAAUAGAGUAGCAGAAUCUUCUACUACAUAUCUAAGGAAUAUAACACCAUCAUGAAAAGGCAACAGAAAGAACCUAACACCAUAGUGAAAAAACAAGAGGAGAAGAUUGACUAUGAACUUUACUGCCAGUACACUCGGGUGUGGAUCCCAGACCCAGAGGAUGUGUGGAAAGCUGCAGAGAUCAUCAAAGACUACACAGAGGGAGAGCCCAUACUGCACCUCAAACUUGAAGAUGAAUCGCCGUUGGAAUACCGCAUUGGACCCAAAGACAACGCUCUUCCCUUCCUCCGGAACCCUGAUAUCCUGGUGGGGGAGAAUGACCUCACAGCCCUCAGCUACCUGCACGAGCCUGCUGUCCUGCACAACCUCAAAGUGCGCUUUACCGAGUCCAAUCACAUCUACACAUACUGUGGCAUUGUGCUGGUGGCCAUCAACCCCUACGAGCAGCUGCAGAUCUAUGGAGAGGAGGUCAUCAAUGCCUACAGUGGGCAGAACAUGGGAGACAUGGACCCACACAUCUUUGCUGUGGCAGAGGAGGCAUACAAGCAGAUGGCCAGAGAUGAGAGGAACCAAUCCAUCAUAGUAAGUGGGGAGUCGGGGGCAGGGAAGACCGUCUCUGCUAAGUACGCCAUGCGGUUCUUCGCCACUGUGGGAGGGUCGGCCAACGACACCAAUGUGGAGGAGAAGGUGCUGGCCUCCAGCCCCAUCAUGGAGGCUAUUGGAAAUGCGAAAACCACUCGCAAUGACAACAGCAGUCGUUUUGGGAAGUACAUCCAGAUUGGUUUUGACAGGAGUUAUCACAUCAUUGGAGCCAACAUGCGCACGUAUCUGCUGGAGAAGUCAAGGGUAGUCUUUCAGGCUGAGGAUGAGAGGAAUUACCACAUCUUCUACCAGCUGUGUGCCUCGGCUAGCUUGCCAGAGUUCGAAGACCUAGCCUUGACCAGUGCAGAGGAUUUCAUCUUCACAUCACAGAACAUCUUCAUUGAGGGAGUUAAUGAUGCUGAGGACUUUUGCGAAGGCAGAGAAGCCUUUGCGUUACUGGGUGUUAACGACAGCAAUCAAAGCAGCAUCUUCAGAAUCAUAGCUUCCAUCCUGCAUCUGGGAAACGUGGAGAUCUGCUCUGAGAGAGACGGAGACUCCUGCCACAUAUUAAAGAACGACCCUCACUUGACACAUUUUUGCCAGUUGCUGGGGGUGGAGCUGGAGCAGAUGGAGCACUGGCUAUGUCACAGGAAGCUGGUUACCACGUCAGAGACCUAUGUCAAGAACAUGUCCCGCAAACAGGCGGCUAACGACGUGACCUACGCCAAACACAUCUAUGCGCACAUGUUUGACUGGAUUGUGGAGUAUGUGAACAAGUCCCUGCACACCUCCUCCAAACAACACUCUUUCAUUGGUGUUCUGGACAUCUACGGAUUUGAGACCUUUGAGAUAAACAGCUUUGAGCAGUUCUGCAUCAACUACGCCAAUGAGAAACUUCAGCAGCAGUUCAACCAGCAUGUGUUCAAGCUGGAGCAGGAGGAGUACAUGAAAGAGCAGAUCCCCUGGACGCUCAUCGACUUCUAUGACAACCAGCCUUGUAUCGACCUCAUAGAGGCCAAGCUGGGCAUCCUGGACCUGCUGGAUGAGGAGUGCAAGGUGCCAAAAGGGACAGAUCAGAACUGGUGCCAGAAGCUGUACGAUCGCCUUUCAAUCAGCGUCCAUUUCCAGAAACCACGGAUGUCCAACACAUCUUUCAUUGUCAUUCACUUUGCUGAUAAGGUUGAGUACCAGUGUGACGGGUUCCUGGAGAAGAACAGAGACACUGUCUACGAGGAACAGAUUAACAUUCUGAAGGCCAGCAAGUUCCAGCUCGUGGCAGAUCUGUUCCAGGACACUAAUAAAGACAGCAGCAUUUCCACGUCUUCCUCCAGCAAGUCCUCCAGGGUCAACGUGCGGGCGGCCAAACCAACACCCAAAGUCCCCAACAAGGAGCACAGGAAAACUGUGGGCCACCAGUUCCGUAGCUCCCUGCAGCUUCUCAUGGAGACCCUGAAUGCCAACCCCCACUAUGUGCGUUGCAUCAAGCCUAAUGAUGAGAAGGAGGCAUUCUCGUUUGAGUCUAGGAGAGCUGUGCAGCAACUGAGAGCAUGUGGAGUCCUAGAGACCAUCCGCAUCAGUGCUGCUGGGUACCCAUCAAGGUGGACGUACCCAGACUUCUUCAACAGAUACAGAGUCCUCAUGAAGAAAUCAGAUAUGACCAUAGGAGACAAGAAGCUGGUGUGUAGGAACCUGCUGGAGACCCUGGUCAAGGACCCAGACAAGUUCCAGUUUGGUAAGACCAAGAUCUUCUUUAGAGCGGGCCAAGUGGCCUACCUGGAGAAGCUGAGGGCAGACAAGUUCCGCUCCGCCUGCAUCAAGAUCCAGAAGACGGUGCGAGGCUGGCUGCAGAGGGUCCGCUACCAGAAGAUCCGGAAGUCUGCCAUCAACCUGCAGAGAUAUGGCCGUGGUUACAUGGCCCGCAGGUAUGCGGAGCAGCUGCGUCUAACCCGCGCUACUCUAAUCUGCCAGAAGCAGUAUCGUAUGGUCAGAGAGCGGAGGGACUAUCUGAGAGUGAGACAGGCUGUUGUCACCAUCCAGGCCUUUACCAGGGGCAUGUUAACGCGCAGGAUCUUCCAGGAGUUCCUUCUGCACCACAAAGCCAAGAUCAUCCAGAAGCAUGUCCGAGGCUGGCUCACCAAGAGGAAGUUCAGGCGGGCACGGAACGCCGCCAUCACCAUCCAGUGUGCCUACCGCCGCAUGCGUGCCAAGCGUGAGCUGAAACAGCUGAAGAUUGAAGCGAGGUCCGCACAACAUCUGAAGAAGCUCAACUCGGGCAUGGAGAACAAGAUCGUCCAGCUGCAGAGGAAGAUGGAUGACCAGACCAAUGAUCUGAAGACUCAGAAUGAGCAGCUGGUUGUGGCCAAAGCCUCCCUGGGCUCAGAGGUGAACAAGCUGCAGAAGGAGCUGGAGAUUAUGCGCAGUCGCCAGGGAGACGGCAGUCAGCUGACCUCUCUUCAAGAGGAGCUGGAGAAGCUGAGGGCGGAGCUCCAGGAAGCACACACCCACAGGAAGAAGCUGGAGGAGGAGCACAGCAGCGAGAAGAUGGGACUGGAACAGAGAGUGGUGGAGCUGGAGAGGGAGAAUUCUAUGCUGAAGAGUGAAAAGGAGGAGAUGAACCGAAGGAUUCUGCGCCACUCCAAGAGCACAGAAGACCAGGAGAGCAGUGCAUCCCAGAGUGUGGGUCGGGUCCAGGCAGAGCUGGAUGAGGAGAGGCAGCGCUACCAGAACCUGCUCAGGGAGUUCUCCAGACUGGAGCAGAGAUAUGACAACCUACAGGAGGCCAAGUUCCAACCUGGCCACAGGAGAAACAAUUCUACUCAGAGCAGCCUGGAGUCUGACUCCAACUAUCCUUCCAUUUCUACCUCGGAGGUGGGAGACGCUGACGAUGCCAUCCAGCUCGUAGAGGAGAUGGGAGUGGAGAAGGCAGCAAUGGACAUUGGUGUGUUCAUGAAGCUGCAGAAGCGUGUUAGAGAGUUGGAACAGGAGAGGAAGAGACUGCAAGUCAACCUGGAAAAGAUGGAGGACCAGGCUAAGGGCAAGGGAAUUGAUCCAAAGACCACGUCAGAGCAAGAGAGUGAGGACCUGGCCUACAACAGUCUCAAGAGGCAGGAGCUGGAGUCUGAGAACAAAAAGCUGAAGAACGACCUGAACGAACUGAGGAAGGCCAUCGCUGACCACGCCUCCCAGAACAGCUCCUCCAAUGAGCUGCAGGACGGCUACAACCUGCUGCUUGGCCAGCUCAAAGCAGCCAAUGAGGAGCUGGAAGUGCGCAAGGAGGAGGUCCUCAUCCUCAGGACUCAGAUUGUCAGUGCAGCCCAUCAGAAAGAGGAGACAACCAAUCACAUCGAAACCAAUAACGAGGCUGAAUGGACCAACAGCAAGAAGCCCAUAGACAAGGAGGAGGCUGUGAGGGCCUACCAUGGACUCUGUGAGUCUAAGAACAGAGCUUCAGACUGGGGUUAUUUGAAUGAAGAUGGCGAGCUGGGCCUGGCAUACCAGGGUCUAAAGCAAGUGGCCAGGCUGCUGGAGGCCCAGCUUCAGUCUCAGGCCAGGAAGCACGAGGAUGAGCUGGCGGCGUUCAACACCCAGAUUGAGCUGCUGAAGGAUGACAUAGAGAAGAAACAGGAGAUGCUGAACCACACCAUGUCUCUGUCUCCUGAGGCCCAGGUGGAGUACAGCAUCCAGCAGGAGAUCACCCGCCUCACCAACGACAACCUAGACUUAAAAGAGCUUGUGGAGAAACUGGAGAAGAACGAGAGGAAGCUGAAGAAGCAGCUGAGGAUUUACAUGAAGAAAGUACCAGAGGUGGAAGGUGAGAGAGCUGGAGCAUCAUCCCAGUCCACCAAGGCCAAGCCACAGCUGACCCGCCAGGUGACUGUCCAGCGCAGAGAGAAGGACUUUGAGGGCAUGCUGGAGUACUACAAGGAGGAUGAGGCCCUGCUGGUCAAAACACUCAUCACUGAAAUGAAGCCCCAGGCUGUAUCAGCCACAGUUCCCUGUCUACCUGCCUACAUCCUCUUCAUGUGCAUCCGCCAUGCAGACUACAUCAACGAUGACCAGAAGGUCCACUCUCUGCUCACCUCCUCCAUCAACGCCAUCAAGAAGGUCCUCAAGAAAAACAAUAAUGACUUUGAGAUGACCUCCUUCUGGCUGGCCAACACGAGUCGUCUGCUGCACUGUCUCAAACAGUACAGUGGAGAUGAGGCCUUUAUGACUCAGAACACAGCCAAGCAGAAUGAGCACUGUCUGAAGAACUUUGACCUGGCAGAGUACCGCCAGGUGCUGAGUGAUCUCUCCAUUCAGAUCUACCAGCAGCUCAUCAAGGUGGCAGAGCACAUGAUGCAGCCCAUGAUCGUGUCGGCCAUGUUGGAGAGUGAGAGCAUCCCCAGCCUGGCGGGAGUAAAGCCCAUGGGUUACAGGAACCGCUCCUCCAGUAUGGACGGGGAGGGCCCAGGGAGCUACACCCUGGAGGCCCUGAUCAAACAGCUGGGCCAGUUCCACGGUGUGAUGGGCGAGCAUGGCCUGGACCCAGAGAUAGCAAGCCAGGUGGUCCGGCAACUGUUCUACAGCAUCAACGCUAUCACCCUCAACAACCUGCUGCUCAGGAAAGACGUCUGCUCCUGGAGCACUGGCAUGCAGCUCAGGUACAACAUCAGUCAGAUGGAGGAGUGGCUGAGGGGGAAGAACCUUCACCAGAGCGGGGCGGUGGUUAACAUAGAGCCCGUUAUCCAGGCCGCCCAGCUGCUGCAGGUCAAGAAGAAGACGUCCCAGGACGCCGAGGCCAUCUGCUCCCUGUGCACUGUUCUCACAAUGCAACAGAUCGUGAAAAUUCUCAACCUCUACACCCCGCUCAACGAGUUUGAGGAAAGAGUCACUGUGUCCUUUAUCCGAAACAUCCAGAAUCGUCUGCAGGAGAGGAAUGAUGUCCCAAGGCUCCUGGUGGACACCAAGCACACCUUCCCUGUCCUGUUCCCCUACACCCCUUCCGCCCUCAGCCUGGAGACCCUGCACAUCCCUGCCAACCUAAGCCUAGACUUCCUCACUCGAGUCUGAGGCUUCAGCGAGGCCUACCACAGGCCUGGUUCUUAGCAAAGAAGAGUAGAGCCCAACAGAGGGCCCUCUAACCUGGGUAACUUACUUCCAGCUGUUGAUCUCAACAGCAGAGGGCGACAAGACUACAGCACUCAAUGGAAGACAAAGAACCUUCCAACUGACCAACAAUGGAGGCUGUCAAGUCUCUGUCUGUGUACAUACAGCAGAAUGUGUCUGUUAUCAAGUCAUCCUUUAUACCUGUCCAUAACUGCAGCUUCCCUUGGUGUCUUCUCCAUUGGACUAUUGAGAUGCUGUGCUUCAAUGAUUAACCAUCAGCUCUGUCCCAUCCAGUCAUUUAUUUUAUUCACUGUAAGAGGUCUUUAUGGUGAGCCCACUGUAAUUAAUUCCUCUCACAGAUUAAUUGAAUCUUUGUAAAUGUGUGCUCUCACACUUCCAUUGACAAAGCAUUCAUUCCCAGUUAGCCACUCUGCCUUGUUCUACCGUGUCAGCCUCUGUCUUCCUCAUGAUGAGUUAAAUCUCUAUGUUCUCAGCCUUACUCCUCUCUAGGAGCAGACAGGAGCAGCACUGCAUUGCAGUGGCUCUGUUUGCACAGCCCUGUAGCUCUUCUGCUCUCUAUCCUUCCUACGCCUUGAGGAAUCCUCAGUCUUCUGAGGCUCAACUUUUAUUUGGUAUCUCACAUAAUAGCUGUUUCUUCUGUGUUCAGAUAAGAGCACACAGUCUCCUGCUACACUACAUGGUCCAGGAAGUCCGAAGCGCUCAACAGAGAGAUGUGUUGUUUGUUUUUACUCUGAAUUAAAUUUAACUGACUCUGCCAUCUCAUUGAAAUGUUCGGUAUCAUCUCAGAAUAAGGAGAAACAAAGCCAAGCUUUAUGUAAGUGAGGAUUAAGUCCGAUAGAUGCAUGUGUCGGUGAAGUUGAGUAGAGAGAAAGUGCAUUUUAAAAUGGGACUAGAGAGGUGCAAUACAUGAGACACUGAGUGUCCUGUGCAGAGUAAGGUAACAGCAAUUCCAGCAGGACAGUCUUAGCCUGGUUCCAGAUCUGUUUGUGCUGUCUUGCCAACUCCUUCAUGGCAUGGCGAUGACUGGCAGGAGAUGGUAAAACGGCACCAACAGAUCUGUGGCCAUGCUAGGACAGUCUGCUGCAGGACAGAGGGAUUCAAUGGAAGUGAGAGACUGUUUGUUAGUAAGUGAGACCAGAGAAAAUGAGAACUGCCACCAGACGGGUAGAGGAAGAGCCACCCAGCUAUCAAACACUACUGAUGAGAGAGGACCAAUGAAAGUUCACAGUACAUUUUGAUCCUAAGUAAUCGAGAGCGGCAUUUGUCUGAUUUCUCAAAGGAAGUCUUCUUUGUUGCCAUUUCCUUGGACUGCCGUUACAGUUGUGAAGAAAAGAGUAUGUGGAAGGUAACUUCAUUAUGAUACUCCGAUAGCACUUUAUCUAAUAAAAGAUAAUGUCUGCAACUCCACUGUGUUGCCGCUCCGUUCUGCCAAUCCUAUUGGAUAGAAAACACUAAUACUGAUGUUGCUCCUCUGUGUAGUUGUACGCUCCUUUUCAAAUCACAGAACCAUUAGCGAGCAUUUCCCCUAGCCUACGUUCAGAGAUAUCAGAGCAGCUUUUACUAGAGCAAAGCCUGUGUGUGAAAGGUCUCUAGCUACUAACAAUGCCAAUAAUGUGUACAGGAGCAUCCCUGAUUCACCUUGUGUUUUGUUUGGAAUAUGUUAAUGUGGUCUGUUUCGUUUUGAAUACAGUUGAGUUUUUUAUGGUAAAGCAGGACAGAGUUUAUGGUAAAGCAGGACAGAGUUUAUGGUAAAGCAGGACAGAGUUUAUGGUAAAGCAGGACAGAGUUUAUGGUAAAGCAGGACAGAGUUUUUCUAACGCUACUACUCGCCCAUUUUGAGUGUAAUUCCUUUUCAGACUCUCUUGUGGGACAUUAUAGCAGAGUUUCAGAGACUGUUGUGGGACAUUAUAGCAGAGUUUCAGAGACUCUUGUGGAACAUUAUAGCAGAGUUUCAGAGACUGUUGUGGGACAUUAUAGCAGAGUUUCAGACUCUCUUGUGGGACAUUAUAGCAGAGUUUCAGAGACUGUUGUGGGACAUUAUAGCAGAGUUUCAGAGACUCUUGUGGGACAUUAUAGCAGAGUUUCAGAGACUGUUGUGGGACAUUAGCAGAAUUUCAGAGACUCUUGUGGGACAUUAUAGCAGAGUUUCAGAGACUCUUGUGGGACAUUAUAGCAGAGAGUUUCAGAGACUCUUGUGGGACAUUAUAGCAGAGAGUUUCAGAGACUCUUGUGGGACAUUAUAGCAGAGAGUUUCAGAGACUCUUGUGGGACAUUGUAGAGAGUUUCAGACGCAGGUUCCGAUAACACCCUCUCUGCUGCUCUCUUCUGUCAGUUAUAAAGAAUUUGGUAUUGCUUAUGUUAAGACUGGAAGAGUAAUGCCGAAACGUUGGUGGUUUACCCACAACAUUACUGGGAGCUUGUAUAUAGAGUACAACUCACUUUAUUUUCAUAGCCUACAGCUUACUCGCCGUUCGUCAGCACCUCUACACAACAUUUUUCUGGGUAUGCGCCAACUCAUGCUUUUUUAUACGACUGGAAGUUCACCACUUUUCACUGCAUUUCACUUUAUGUCAAAACUCACGAUCAUAUACCCAUUAUAUCAUGACGCCAUACACAGAAUAAUAUAUUUCACAGGGGCCACACCCCCAGAGAGGCCUUUAGUCUACAGUUUGAGAAAUGUAUACAUUGUUUGUGUUUUGUAUGUCAUAAGUUUCAUUGCUGAAAUAGAACAGGAGUAAAGGAACUGGUGUGUGAUUAGAGUAUGGUUGCCAGCGUUCAUCAAUUGAUAUGUUGUCCUUAAUUGAAGCGCUUUCUAAAGCAGUGGUCUUACUUGUCCUAAAGUUUAUUGUUGAUAUGUUUUAUGGAAGUGUGUUGGUUGUAUGCAGAAUAGUACAUCUUGUACAAUAUCAAUUUGGUGACAUGGACACAUUUAUUAUGCCAACAUCUCGUUGAAUGAUCGAGGAUUGCGAAUGAUGUUUUUAUGUACUUAAAUGAAUAGAUUUUAGAUUAAGCAUUGAAAGCGCACAAUGAUCUGGUUUUGUGGAUGAGUAAAUAAUAAGUAAAUCCAUCAGCCAAUGGUUUGUAUGGUCGGGGUGAGGUACAGUUUUCCUCUUAUAUCUCUAUAAUUGCUAAACAUAUUUAGUCAAUGGGUAAAAAUAAUAUACAGUUGAAAAUACAGUGUAUUGACUCAGUUUGAACAAAAUGUAACCUCACAAUCUUUCUUAGAAAAAUUGUUGUACAAAAGGUCAAAUAAAAAAGAGAA
Molecule: messenger RNA, 9039 nt
Organism: Coregonus clupeaformis (lake whitefish)
Lineage: Eukaryota; Metazoa; Chordata; Actinopteri; Salmoniformes; Salmonidae
Product: unconventional myosin-Vb-like
Biological process (GO): vesicle transport along actin filament; actin filament organization
Cellular component (GO): myosin complex; vesicle; actin cytoskeleton
Molecular function (GO): microfilament motor activity; actin filament binding; ATP binding
Source: RefSeq, a predicted model, not a curated record